Cephus cinctus (wheat stem sawfly) is the source of this 1140-nucleotide messenger RNA. RefSeq names its product nuclear transcription factor Y subunit B-1 (gene Nf-YB). The record is from RefSeq and is a predicted model, not a curated record. The transcript has 3 exons. NCBI's taxonomy places the organism in Eukaryota, Metazoa, Arthropoda, Insecta, Hymenoptera, Cephidae. Gene Ontology annotation, cellular component: CCAAT-binding factor complex; nucleus. Gene Ontology annotation, biological process: regulation of transcription by RNA polymerase II. The coding region runs from base 181 to 849 and encodes 222 amino acids. Gene Ontology annotation, molecular function: DNA-binding transcription activator activity, RNA polymerase II-specific; RNA polymerase II cis-regulatory region sequence-specific DNA binding; protein heterodimerization activity.
CCUGGCCUUGAUGCAACAGUGGUGCGCUCAGGUGCUCGUUGUUGACACCAGCAUCGGAUAUUCACGCCUGAGCGUUAGCGACAGUAGCGAGUGUUCUAUCGGGUUUGUUACUCUUACUAUACUACAUCAUUGUGAUCAUUGCCAAGGAAAUGGUGGUUAAAAGCGGAACGUACUAUAGUAAUGGAAAACAGUGGUGAAAGCGGUGACGACGGCGGUCCUUUAGGUCCAACAUCCUUUCUUCACGGCGGUAGUGAUGUUUCCGCGUCUUAUAUCGGCGUACAAUCAGACGACUUGGAAGAUGAUCCAGAAAAUACAGAUGACUCAAACCAUGGCACUGGAGAUCCUUUACAGGGUGGUGGAGGUGGAGGCGGUGGUGGCACUCUUCGAGAACAGGAUCGUUUCUUGCCAAUAGCAAAUGUGGCCAAGAUAAUGAAGAGAGCUAUCCCUGAAGCUGGAAAGAUUGCAAAAGAUGCAAGGGAGUGUGUCCAGGAAUGUGUUUCAGAGUUUAUCUCGUUUAUCACAUCCGAAGCUAGUGACAGAUGCCACAUGGAAAAGCGGAAAACCAUAAAUGGAGAAGAUAUCCUCUUUGCAAUGACAACCCUUGGUUUUGAUAACUACGUUGAGCCAUUGAAAGUGUAUCUUCAAAAAUAUCGCGAAGCUACAAAGGGUGAUAAUCCUGCCGGAACACCUGGUGCCUCAACAGGAAAUGGGAAGACAGAGCCACAAGGAACCAUCUACGAGGAACAACUAUUUGCCAUUGCUGCUGCUGUACCAAAUGCAACUACUUCCGAUGCCCCUGUUAUAUAUAGUUACUCCUCUUCUGACCAGAUGCAAUUUCAAUUGCAUUGACGGACAAGAUUGACCUUCACGUCAUCAUCAUUCCACAUUUGCACAUAGGAUGAUAACUGCGGCUUAAAUUGACUAAACCUUUUUAAACAAGGUUCGUGAAUUUUCAUAUUUCGCGAUUUUCUUGUUCGUAAUUUACAAAGGCACACAUGUGUGUCCCAUCUCAAACCGUGGACAUUAUGGAGAGCUACGGUAACAUGAUCUAUUGUAUAAAAAGCUAAUCAAGGUAUUCAUUCGAAAAUAGUAAAAGACUUAAUACUAUGAAGAAAUAAAUGUUAAAAUCGGCAAAAAAAA